Molecule: messenger RNA, 741 nt
Organism: Durusdinium trenchii
Lineage: Eukaryota; Dinophyceae; Suessiales; Symbiodiniaceae
Source: the annotation of a GenBank genome assembly
AUGAAGUUUGUACCCUGUGUGAUCGUCACCUGGGGGGCCCUCUUCGCACAGGGUGCAGAUAUCCACGCGGCUGUUCGGGCGAAUGACCCAGCUGCAAUUCAAGCAGCUCUGGAUGAGGGUGAGGACAUCAACAAGAUCGGCCAGGGAGGGCAAACCCCCUUAAUGCACGGAGUGCUCACUGGAAACCCUGAGUCUGUGAAGUUCCUCCUGGACGCCAAAGCGGAUGCUUCGAUCCCGGAGAAGGAUGGCUACACUCCGAUGCACGGCGCUGGUUUCCAAGGCCGCUCGCAGAUCGCGCGGUUGUUGGUCGCACAUGGCUUAGACCCCCGUGACCGGCACACGGAUGGCUACACGCCGAUCCAUCGAGCGUGUUGGGGCAACGAGCAGCGCCAUGCAGAUACGGUGCGAGCCUUUCUUAAAGCAGGCGUUCCCUUUGACGAACUGUCAGACAGUGGGCAGAGCUGCAUGGACAUGACUGGAAAUGAAGCGACCAUGAAGUUGCUCAAGAAGCGAGCGGAGAAGGCAAAGAAGAAUCCUUCUGAUUCUGAAGCUUGCAGGAGGUGUCUUUUUUUUUUGUUAAUUUUGUCGUGGUGCUUUGGUGGUGCAUAUUCUUUUUUGUCCUUUGUUCCGUUCACUUUGGCUGGUGGCUGGCUGUGGCUGGUUGCACUUUGGGCUGGUUACAGCUGGUUACUGCUGGUGGGCUGGGUUUUUGUUGGGUUCUUUUUGAGCAUGUUGUGGUGA